Molecule: messenger RNA, 3527 nt
Organism: Megalobrama amblycephala (Wuchang bream)
Lineage: Eukaryota; Metazoa; Chordata; Actinopteri; Cypriniformes; Xenocyprididae
Gene: nek10
Product: NIMA-related kinase 10
Exons: 35
Coding region: 187-3294 (1035 amino acids)
Biological process (GO): protein phosphorylation
Molecular function (GO): protein kinase activity; ATP binding; protein binding
Source: RefSeq, a predicted model, not a curated record
CGCAGACGCCUCAACAUCGCGUCGUCUCAUUGGUUGCCGUGUGUCUCUUCACAUUCCUGAUUCGAGCUUUUCUGUGUUGUCUUCUCAAAAUACAGAGAAAUAUAUGACGACCUUCAGCCAUGCGAUUAAACUAUCCUCAAUAUUCCUGAACCACACAGACAUGAGAGUAAUCAAGAUUGUGCCAGCAUGCCUCUCCAAGACAGAAAGUCUAGAGGACCAAACAGAUCACAUCCAAAACCUAAAGACAAGGAGCUUCUUGAUCUCAAGAGACUUUUAUCACUGAUCACAGCUCAAGUAUCCAAACAGGUUUCGUCUUUGAGUCAAUCCAAGGGACGGAAGUCUCAGAACUCUUCAAACGUUCCCGACCACCAGAAAAACGGCACAAACAAUGAAGCAUCUGAGCUGGAUAACUUUAGUGUGACUUACAGAAACCAGAGAUGUUUUAGUGACCAGCCACAUCACACACUGUUCCUGGACAUCUUCACUGCCUUGAUCAAUAACAGACUCGGUUGUAGUAACUGGCUGGAAAAGUCCUCCUCAGACAACGUUUUAAGAGUUCUGAACUGCUUGAGAUUGUUGAUCAGGGAUCCUCUUCACCAGAAAGUCUUCUUUGAACUGCAAGGUGCUGGGCAGCUCGCUAAGCACAUGGAGUCGGUUGCCACUGUGUAUCUAGAAUGCAGAGAACAGACGUUGGAAAUUGAGCAGCUGGUUGCAAUGACAUAUAUGUUUCAGAAGUUGUCUUCUGUUGAGGAACAAAGACAGUGGAUUAUUCAUUGUGGUGCACAUAAGACCCUCGUGAAGCUGCUCUCUACGCGGGACAGUAGUGUAGUAUUAGGAGCUCUCCUGGCUCUCACCUCACUCGCUGAAAGUCGAGAAUGCAAAGAGAAGAUCGGAGAGCUGUCUGUUGUGGAGCAUAUUCUAGUUGUGUUACAAGAAUAUGACAUGUUAUCGAAAAGGUUGAGCGCGGAGCUGCUGAGGUUGCUGUGCUCCGUACAGUGCAUCAGGGAGCAGGUGCGUCAGUGUGACGGGGUGCCGGUGCUGCUCAGUCUCCUGCACUCGGAGCACGUGAAGCUGCUGUGGAGCGCAGUCUGGGUGCUCGUGCAACUGUGUCAGGAUCCGGACACCAGCGCUGAGAUCCGGGCGUGGGGCGGCGUGCAACAACUGCUACGCAUCUUGCACGGAGAACGAGUGUACGUGUCUGAUCGCUCCACCAUAGACACGCUGUCCAGCGCCAAUGCAGCAGGCAGGAUACACAGACAGCAUGUGUCAGUGGAGGUGAGCCCUCAAGAGACAGCGGAGAACACCAUCAAUCUGCAGGCAGCAUGCUGUGCAGCGAUCACCGAGCUUGUUUUGGAUGAUACGACAGCACUUAAUGUGGUGCAGGAGAAUGGUGUAUACAUAAUUGGCAAAUUGAUUUUGCCACAAAGCUUUAAAGAACCUCAAGCUAAAUCUCUACAGUGUUAUGCUUUUAGGGCCCUACGAUUCCUUUUUAGUAUGGAACGCAAUAGACAUCACUUUAAAAGACUGUUUUCUCCGGAGUUGUUCGAGAUGUUUAUCGAUGUCGGGCACUAUGUAAGAGACAUUACUGCGUAUGAACCACUGCAGGAAAAAAUCGCACUCUUAACGGAGGAGGAGUUAGAUGUUCUCAGGGAAAGCAUAGAGACGGUGAACCAGAACCGACCUCCUUUGAGAGUGAUCAAUGGUUAUGCUGUUUUGGACCAUCUGGGCAGCGGUGCCUUUGGCAGCGUCUUUAAGGUCCGUAAGCAGAGCGGACAGAAUGUUCUGGCACUGAAGGAGGUCAACUUUCACAAUCCGGCCUUUGGCAAGGACAAGCGGUCUAGAGACAGCAGCGUUGAGAAGAUUGUGUCUGAGCUGACCAUCAUUAAAGAACAGAUGUGUCAUCCAAACAUUGUAAAAUACUUCAAAACAUUUUUAGAAGCUGACAAACUCUACAUCGUGAUGGAGCUCAUAGAAGGAGCUCCGCUAGCUGAACAUUUCAGCUCUCUCAAAGAGAAAGGGCAGACGUUCACCGAGGAGAGAGUCUGGAACAUUUUCAUACAGAUCUGUCUGGCUUUGAGAUACUUACACAAGGAGAAACGGAUCAUCCACCGAGAUCUCACGCCAAAUAACAUCAUGCUCGGAGAGAGAGAUAAAGUCACUAUUACUGACUUUGGUCUUGCUAAACAGAAACAGGAGAACAGUAAGCUGACGUCAGUGGUCGGGACAAUACUGUACUGCUGUCCAGAGAUCGUGAAAAACGAGCCAUAUGGUGAGAAAGCAGAUGUUUGGGCCGCGGGCUGCAUCCUCUAUCAGACGGUCACCCUCACGCCUCCGUUCUACAGCGCAAACAUGCUCUCCCUCGCUACCAAGAUUGUGGAAGCGGUCUAUGAUCCAGUGGAAGACAAAACCGUCUCUGAGAGAGUGACUGACAUGAUUAAAUGGUGUUUGACUCCAAACGCAGACGAGCGUCCUGACAUCAUCGAGGUCAGUUCCAGAAUUUCUGAUAUAAUGAUGAAGUUUGUGGACAGUCUCUGCACAUCCCAUAAUUCACUCGAGAGAAGGGCAGAGAGAGACAGGAAGAGAGCGCAGAAGUAUUUCCUGGAGAGCAACAGGACCAGGAUGUGCAUCCCACUGCAUCAGAGCGCUGGCCUCAAAGAACAAGAUGGUCAAGAUCGAUCACAGACUCAGAGUUUUGAAACUUCUACAUCUGUUUUAGCAAGUGGAGCAGAACAAAAGCAAAGUCAAGACGUGUCGCAGUGCGUUGUGAAGGGUUCUGAUGAACUGCUCAGUGGAGAUUGUCAAAAGUCAAAAGCACGACCAGCAUCAGCAGGAAUCUGUUUAUCUCAGAGGAAAGUUCGACAAAUCGAUGAUCCCAAUCAAAGGCUUCUUGAACUUCUGCAUAAGAUUAUAUUCAUAACUCAGCUCCCACCAGCUCCACAAAACAGCUUCAAGCAGCGGGCAAUCGAGCGCUUUAAGAAGCCGCUGUUCACGUACGGAAGCGAUCCGUACAAUUUGAAGGUGGAGCUCAAUAAGGUUCUUCAAGGAAGUCAGGAGCUGGUGGAGAUGUCAUCAGCCAGCCGGGAGUGGUGGUCCAUGAUUCAGUCUCUCAGUUCAGACCCAUCCACUGCCGAAAAUCGGGAAUCCGGUUACUCCAGUCUUCAAGACGGGCUCACCUAUGAGGAAAUACAGAGUAUGGUGGAGGAAGUGCUGGAGGAGAACGGCUAUUACAGUGCCGGUCUGAGCAGAAGCGAGCUGGAUUCAGGAACAGGAACGAGACGAACUCAAACCCCAUGACCUGCAGCAUAUCUGUGAUUGACAGCUGUCAUGUCUGGAGACUCAGCGCUCUGCAUCACAACAACCUCUCAGGUCAAACGUGACACAUGCAAAGACGACCUCGAAUCAUAAGCUGAUUAUGAGCAUCUGAAGAACACAUGCUGAUAUUUGAGUAGAUUGCAAUAGUCAAUGCACGCACACAGAUGAUUGACCUCAUUUGAAUCUGCACUUUAAUGUGUGUGAUCUUCCCUACU